CAACAGUAACAACAAUGACGACGACGACGACGACAUACAAACACGAACGAAGCCACAUAAACCUUAGAAUUGUGUGAAUAGACGACGACGACCACAAUGAAAAAAAAAACUAAAUUCACAAGCAAAGGAGAAAAAAAAAUCAACUAAAAACAGCAGAUCAUCCAUAGCAAAAGCCAUCAAAAAAUCUAGUGAAUAAUUGUCUGUCAUUUGUUGUGUUGUGAUUAUAUCUCUAUAUAUUUCAGAGUGCACAAAGUGCGUAUUGCUUUUAUUUAAUUCCUCGAAACGCUAGCCAAUUUUCAUUUUCACUGUACGUUCGCAUCGUUUACUAAAUUGAAUGUGGUGAAACAAAGAAGAAGAAAAUUUUCUUUUUUAGUGUUCAAUUGAAAUUAAAGUCUCGCGCAAUAUUUUCCAUCUGACGUAAUGUGUUGUGUGGUUUUUUUUUUCACUCUUAUUGUUGCUGUAAAUUUUUUAAUGAACCAAUAAUUUAUAGUCAUCAUUGAGGAACAAUUUUUUUAAAUCACAGAUCAUUUUCAAUUUAAGUCCAUUUUCAAUACAAUUUGAAUGGCAUGAAAAUAAAAAGGCGAAAACGCAUUCAAUGCAGCAACAGCAGCAGCAGUAGCAAAUUGUGUGAAUUCAAUUGACAUGGUGGAACAGUGGAAAAUAAACUAAAAAACAACAACAGCAUUCAGUGCAUUGUAUGAAAUAACAAAGACGAAAAUACUUGAAAUCGCUUGAAAUGAAAGAGCAUUUUUAUUGGACAAAAGACACAUUGAGCGAAAAAUAAAAUCAAACAAUUGCAUUUUUCCGCUUUAAGCGUUAUAUUAUUGUGUGUGUAUAUCUGUUUUAUACAGAUUAGAUUUAGUCACAUCGAUUUUGGUUUGUCUCGUGGCUCAUAAAUUAUUAAACUUACCGAGCUAAAAAAAAAUUAUUUAGUGUUUGUUAUAUUGACGGACUGCAAUAUACAUUUUUUUGCGCACCGUUCAAUUCAUUCGCGUGGUGUAUUUUUCAUGUUUGUAACGGUUUUGAAUUGUGCAUGUCUCCAAAAAUGCCUGUGCUGUUGAUAUUUUGCAAGAAAAAAGUGUUUUCAUUUUCAUUUCUAGUUUAAAAGAAGAAGAAAAAAAAAGUUGGAAAGAAAAACACAGAGAAAAAAAACUCCAGAUUCAAAACAAGGAAUUAAAACGGAAAUCAAAGUGCGGUGUACUUUUUUUUGAAGACAAUUUUUUUUGUUCAUUCGUUUAUGCUUAUAAUUAACGGAAUUCCAAACAAUAUAGUUAUAGCAGUACAGCAACAAAGAGUUGUUCAUAAAAUUGCUUUUUCAAGUGGAAACACAAAGCAAUAAAUUUCACCGUUAGUCCAACUUUCGUGCAAAAACUAAGCAGACAAUUGAUAAAAUGAAUAAUCGACAGUUUGGUUUUAGACCCAUUCGAUUGCCUAUGAAUGGCCAUCAAAGAGUACCUCUAGUUCGACCAGGCGCCAUUCAAGCCCAACCUGGUGGUAUACAGCAACCACCGAUACCGCCACCACCGAUAUUCCAACCACACAUAUUUCAACCACCGAUACCGCAAGCACCGAUACCAGCACAACCAUCACCAUCAUCAUCAUCAUUAUCAUCAUUAUCUGUACCAACUCCACCAACUCCACCAACUCCACAACCUCCACCACCACCUAUUCCAACACCUCCAUCACCUCCAGCACCACCAAUACCCAUUAUUAUUCCACCAUCAACAUUUCCUUUCGCGGCAUUAAUAGAGAACCAGCAAUUAAAAUUAGAAAAUAAAAGAUUGCGAAGACAAGUGAACGAAAACAAAAGAAAAAAUUCAAGCGAUCGCGAACAUCCACCCAAAAAAAGACGAGACUUCGACGAAGCUGGUUCAUCCAGCCAAUAAAUUGACAAGAUUAAAUAAAAAAUCGCUCAAAAAUUUAGUAGGGAAUACACCAUAACACAAAUAAGUAGGGAAUUUCAAUUAAUGCGAUUGUAUUGGCCGUACACAUAUGAAAUAAAAUCACUGUGACCAUUUGACCCGUAACACAAACAAAAAGUCAUAAUGGAGGGAGAUGGUUCACCGUUAUCUUCAUUGUGCAUGGUUCGUGCAGCGGAAUUAUUUCCUAAACCAGAACCAGAAAAAGAAGACGAAUCAUUAAAAGUCCCUUUCACCGAAUUGUCCGGCGAGUUUGUGCGUUAUAUUGGACGAACUGAUGACGGCAUAUUAGCUUUAUCAAAUUAUAGAAUUUGCUUGAAAUCACAGACAUCAGCACCUGAAACCGAAAUCUCAAUACCGCUUGGGGUUAUUGAAUAUGUUUCUGUACGUGAUUUAUUUCAAUUGGUGGUCAGCUGUAAAGAUGCAUCUACGUUUAGAUGUACAUUUCCCUCAUCAGAACAGGCGUCCGAAUGGCAACGAAGAAUAACAUUGUUCGUUGGUGUUCCAACAAGUUUGGAAACAUUAUUUGCAUUUUCGUAUUACGCUUGGGCAUCAGAACAACUACCAAAUCCAGACAAUGAAUGGCUGGGCCGCAUGCAACGAGCCAACAAUUAUGAUGAAGAUUUUCGACGAGAAGUUCGGCGCUUGGAAUUCAAUACAUGUGCAUGGCGAAUAUCAACGGCAAAUGUUGAUUUUAAAUUAUGUACAUCGUAUCCACGUCUUUUAUUAGUUCCAAUGUGCAUCACCGAUGAAAUAUUAACAAAUGUGGCCACAUUUCGAAGUGCACGACGUAUUCCGGCCGUUGUUUGGCGACACAAGGCAUCCGGUGCUGUGGUCGGACGAUGUAGUCAACCGGAAGUCGGGUGGUUGGGAUGGCGUAACCCCAAGGACGAACAAUUGCUGAAAGCAAUCGCCGAUGCGUGUGCAUUUGAUGGUGGUGAAAUAAGCAGACGACAUACAGCAAAUGUGAAUAAUACAAGUGAAACCAGCAGUACCGAUGAAAGUCAUGAGGAGGUUGUAUUGGACGAAGUGAAGAAAAUUUUAAUCGUUGAUGCACGAUCUUAUGCAUCUGCUGUGACAAAUAGGGCACGCGGUGGUGGCUGUGAAUGUGCUGAAUACUAUCCAUGUGCGGCGAUUGAAUUUAUGAACUUGGGCAAUAUUCAUGUGAUAAGAAAAAGUUUUCAUGCUUUGAGAGCACUCGCUGCAUCACCAACCGAUUCACAGAGUUGGUUUACCGCCCUGGAUCGAACGAUGUGGCUAUCACAUUUAGCUGGUUUGAUGCAAUCGUCAGUGCGAAUAUGUCAUGCAGUCGAACGUGAGGGUCGUUCGGUUAUCGUUCAUUGCUCCGAUGGAUGGGAUCGAACACCACAAUUGGUAUCAACUGCACUGCUAUGCCUUGACCCCUACUAUAGAACCGUUGACGGAUUCCGAGUUCUAGUCGAACGAGAAUGGUUAAGCUUUGGACAUAAAUUUGCCGAUCGAAUUGGUCAUGGGCCUGGAUCCGAUGAAACAAACGAACGAUGUCCGGUAUUUUUGCAAUGGUUGGACUGUGUACAUCAAAUACAAAAACAAUUUCCAUGUAGUUUUGAAUUCAGCAUGGCCUAUUUGAUAAAAUUAGCGCAGCAUGUAUUCUCGUGUAUGUUUGGCACAUUUUUGUGUAACACAUACAAAGAACGGGUCGAAGCAUCAGUAUUUGAUCGCACGUAUUCAGUGUGGCCUUUUCUGUCUGGACCGAUGUACAAAAAUCCACUGUAUAUACCAAAUCGUGAGCAAGUAUUGUGGCCCGCAUAUCAUAUAAGCAAUUUGUCAUAUUGGGCCGAAGUGUAUUCAAGUAGUUUUGGUAACCAAAAUCAAAGUGAUAGCUCGAUGACAACAAGCAUCUCACCAUCGGCACCAGUCGCAGUGGCAACGGCAAGCGUUGGCACAUCAAUUGUAACACCGAGCACAAAUGAUGUAUCCAAUUCGGAGCCACGUAGCCCAAUGAUAAAAACACGUUCAUAUGGUGAUUUACAAAAUUUACAAACAACCGGAUGCAAUGGCAUUUCAAAUGGAAUGAUUCGUCGUUCAAGUGAUCCAAAUAUGACUGCAGAUACGCAUUUCAAUAUGAAUUUAUCGAAUGAGCCGUCAAUCGAAACGUUGCCCGAAUUUUAUGCCAACGGAGCGAAUGUAGUCGAUAUGAAUGUGAUAAAUGAUCAAACGAUUGCAAAUUUUUGCAGUGAUACAGUCCGUGAAUUAAAUAAUUUAACCGAAGAAUUACAACAGACAGAUUUGGGCGAGAUUUACAUCCGUAGCAAUCAUCAUGAGAAUAGUAAUCAAAUCAAUAGUUUUAGUAAUAGAAUUAUGGACAGAGCAUUAAGUUGCAGCAGUAGAAGUGUUCAUGAUGAUGGAAUUGCAAGUGUUCAAACUUCAAGCGAAGGUUUUAUAAAUAGUCAAUCAAAUGCUCAUUGUUCCAUCAUCGAUCAUAAUUAUGCGAUUCCGAAUCAUCACAAUGGUACUGUAAUUUCAAAUAAAUUCCGUACUGAAACCGAGAUUGGUAAUAUAAAUUGUGAUGUCGUUGAUUCUAGUCCAUUUUAUACUCAAUUCAAUAAACAUCAUUUAGAGAAUAAUUUGGACGACAAUGAGAUGAGUAGGGUGUCACGAACAGAGAAACCGACGCACGCCAACGGUAGAGACAACGGCAGAGAAAGUAGUGAGGGUACAAGAGAAGAUGACUACCGUGUUGCCUUGUGCAUGUUACAAAGUGUCGAUUUAAGAGACACAUCACCACUUUCAUUCUCACCAAUGAAUGCACAAACACAAUGGCAUGGCAAUAUCGAAACCAGCACUGACACCUUAGUUCCUGUUGAUACAUUAAGUUCUGAUUUGGCCGAAGAUCAAUUGCGUUCGGAGCUAUCAACCGCCAUUAUUUCACAGUCAAGAGAUUUAGCGACAUGUGAAAAUGGCAUCGAACUGGCACGAAAUAGCAUUUUACCGGAGGUUUAUGUAAAGUCAAAAUCCCUUCCAAACGGUGCGAGUGCAUUAAAUACGAUGGAUGAAAGCAUUUUAAUUCAUCCCGAACAAAAUCGAAUGGACAUUUCAAAUGGCGUUAGUCGCAAUGAGUCAAAUCAAUCAACUACUGUGCCAAAUGGAAAUAUGUCGUUGUAUCGACGUAGGCGUAAUUCAUUCAAUUCAAAGCCAUCACCAUGGAUUACUGAUAUGGCCACAACCACAUCAAAUGUUCGCUCCGACAGUGUCUCACCAAACACAAUGAACAAUUCAAAAUUUGUACUAUCAAAUACAUCACGUUCAUUGAUCACGCCCACAUCAAUUCGAACGAUCAAUACACCAUCACAAUCGAACAAUAUUUCGUUGAUUUCAUGUCCCGAUGGAUUGGCGCACGCGCUCAACGAACAAAAUCUGAGACUACAACAAAUUGUACUGGAUCAUAAGAAUCGAGAGGAAGCGUUACAAAGGGAGCUACAAGUAUUACGAUUAGAACUCAUACGAAAACGAAGCUGUCCAAAUUGUAGCAAUGGCCAGACGAACAAUGGCACAACAACAAGUGUUGUUGAUGAAACCGAUGACGAUGAUGAAUCGUUAGUGGCAAAUUCUGAUAAUAGCGGUUCAGUGAGAUCGCGACAAAGCUCUGAGGGUCCAUCAACUGAUGUGUUACCAAAAACAUACAGUUGGGCUAGCUCAAAGUCGGCGAAUUCAAUGUUUGAUAACGGAGCGGAAAGUGCAUCGAUUUGUUCGUGGGAAGCGGUUGAUGAACGAAGCGGGCCAACAUCUGGUCUAAAUUCAGCAAAUGCAUUAUCAUCAAGUGUUUUAUGGGUGCCCGAUCAUGCGGUUAGCAAAUGCACGCACUGUCACACGGAAUUCUGGCUCGGAAGACGAAAACACCAUUGUCGAUCAUGUGGACAGAUAUUUUGUGCUGAUUGUAGCGAGCAUUGGGCAGCUUUACCGUAUGAAUGCUUUAGCGGUCCAGUUCGUUUGUGCGGUGCUUGCUAUCAAACAAUUUCAAAGGGUCAAAAUCAUGAACAAAGCCAAAAUAGUACAACAUAUGCCCAAAGUAGUUCGAUGUUAUCAACAGAAAGUCGCAAUACAACCCAACACUAUCAUACAAAUGGAACGACAUCGUCAGCAACCACAUCAUUGGAACCUUGCAAACACUCAAUGAGUAGUACGAAAAAUGACCAAAGUCCCACAAAAGCGACCACAGUCACAAAUUGAUUAACUAGACGACGCAGCUAAACCAAACUACCGUUAAAUGAACAACAAAUGUUCAAAUUCAACCGACCGACCAAAUCAAUUGUCGAUGUAAUUUACGAUCUUGGUACAAAGGGAUAAAAGAAAAUGAAUGCAAUGUAUCCACAAUGGAUAUUAGUGACAUUAUAUUGUUUUAGAAUCGCCAAAAAUAUGUUUAUUCACUUGACCGUCUGCGAUAUUCAAAUGAAUCAAUUGUAAUAAUUAAUUUAUACGUAUUUUAAUUUCAUUUUCUCAACAUAGACAAAUUGUUGAUAUACUAUAUUCAUCGUCAGAUUGUUCAGUCGCAUAAAAUAAAAGAAAAACAAACAUACAGAAUUAUAAGUGAUUUUACUAAAUCAGUAGGUGAGUUUGGCAGGGACUAAAAUUAUUGUAAAUAGCUUUUGUUUGCAAUUUUUUUGUGUUUUGAACUUGGAUGGGGAAUUUAUUCAAUUGAUAAGGGAUAUUUUUGUUUUGAAGUGGCGAAAUGGACAAAUAAAUACAAUAAACAACAACAAUUAGACAGAUUCACACUUUUGUUGAUGGUGAAUAUAUAUUAAAUUGAUGAACAAAGAGAAACAUUGUGACAUUUUGUAGGUUAGUUUGUCGAAAAUAAAUCGUUCUCCUUUUAUGCAUGA
Molecule: messenger RNA, 6778 nt
Organism: Contarinia nasturtii (swede midge)
Lineage: Eukaryota; Metazoa; Arthropoda; Insecta; Diptera; Cecidomyiidae
Product: myotubularin-related protein 4
Exons: 16
Coding region: 2046-6128 (1360 amino acids)
Biological process (GO): regulation of autophagy; dephosphorylation
Molecular function (GO): protein phosphatase binding; metal ion binding; phosphatidylinositol-3,5-bisphosphate 3-phosphatase activity
Source: RefSeq, a predicted model, not a curated record